UGCUUCUUUAUCACCCAUUCAAUUCUAAAAGUAAACGGGAAGAAAUUGAGUAUUUCGGCAAGCAAAUUAUUGCCUCAAGUUCCAUUGGAAAGAAAUCUCCGAUUGUUAAGUUAAAUGAUUAUCUGUUUUUAUAUACAUUCCAAGGUUCGUUUGUUAAACAUGUAUCGAAAUGUUUAUUUUUAAAAUUCUAAACUCAAUUUUGUAAUCAAUUUGUUACCAAUAGUUUUAACAAGUAGGCAGAAUGUGUAGAGGUGGAAACAAAGUGGAUGCUUUUUUAAAAUAAACCUAGGCUUUGCUUAUUUAAAAUUUUUUUUAAAAAAAUUUAAUGCUUUUAAAUAACAUAGACGUUGGUUAUGAAUUGACUGUCGUAGUGACACAAUAAAAAAAUAAAAUAAAAUAAUAGUUUAAUACAUUAAUCAACGUGGGCGUAUUGAGUUAAAUGUUCUUGGAUUGCUAGUUGAAUUCAAAUAUUUAUUUACAGUUUGACAGUUUUUCCGGUUUACUGUACUCUAAUGAAUGCCUCAGUGAUGUGCUUGAUAGCAACUUGUGGCGUGACAAGAUUUUGCCUAACGACUUGAAAAGUCGUGUACCGUAGUAUUGUCAGUAAAGCAAAACAUGAGAUGUUGUUUUGGUGGGUACUACGCAAAAGAAUUCGAAUGCCAUGCUUAUUUUAACGACAUUGAAAAAACUACUGGAAGUCGUCACGUUACAUUGCCAAACUUCCCACUUGAAUGAAGAAAUUAUAAAAAAUAAUUUUAUUUCAUUAUAUGAAUUAUUUGAUGAAGCACUUCCCUUUGGUUUACCACAAACUCUCAAUUAUUCAGUUUUGAAAAAAUAUCUUGAUUGUUGUAACAAACAAUUUUUAGAAACACUGGGUCAUCGACAAUUACGGCGUUUAACUUUGCAAACAACGGGUCCCGUUUCGUGGCGUGUUGAAGGUAUUCUGCAUAAAAAAAACCAACUAUGUUUAAACAUUGUAGAAUACGUGAAUAUUCAGGUGUCUCAGAAAGGAGAAAUAUUGUCAAGAGAUGUGUUUGGUCAAUUGUUGAUAAAAUCAAACCUUUCAGGACUUCCUCAGUGCCACAUCAAUAUAAACGCAAUUUGUGAUAUACCCAAUCUUGCUUUGUUAUGCCAAGAAACUGGUGAUUCAGUCAACGUCGGAGAGGCAGUGGGGAGGAAUCAGUUAAAAAAAAUUCGUUUAACAAAUGUUUGUUUUCAUCAAUGCGUAAAUUUGGCGUCUUUCCACACUAAGGAUCCAACAAUUAGCUUCAUACCUCCCGAUGGUGAAUUUGAACUCAUGUCAUAUGCUGUGACAAAAAAUAUUUUCAUUCCUUUCCAGGUCUUUUUCAUUAAAUAUGAAAUAACCUCCACUUUCUUCGCGUUUCAUAUAAAAUUAUCUUCCACAUAUUCAAAGUGUCUCUUUGCGUUACCUGUUUGCUUAUAUGUACCAUGUCCUGAAUCGUCUGUUCAAGCUCAAAUUUCCGUUUCAAAUUAUGGUGAAGCCUAUUUUAAUGAUGCCGAGCGUAGUAUUUCAUGGAAAAUUCGUAAAUUUCCAGGAAAAUGCCAAGCAUCUUUAAAGGCUACUGUUAAAUUAUUAUCUGUUAUUAAUGAGAAAAACUCGAUGCGCCAACCUGUUACCUUAAAUUUUAAAGUGCCAAUGUUUACUGCUUCCGGCCUUGGUAUAGAAUCUCUUCAAAUUUUUGAAAAAUCAUAUUUUCCAGUCUGUCAAAAAAUUCGAUAUACUACACAGUCCGGUGUGUGUCAUUACAAUAUACAUGCUUCUGGAGAACCGUCGUAGUAAAAUGUAUAGCUUUUGUUACCUUUUUACUUUCACUUUAACAUGAACGUAAAAAAUUUUAAAAGUUUAGUGGUCGUUUUUUGUUGUAGAAAAAACACCUGUAAAUAGAGAAACAAAAUCGUAAUACAAACAAAAUAUAAG
Messenger RNA from Hylaeus volcanicus, 1939 nucleotides. RefSeq lists its product as uncharacterized. The record is from RefSeq and is a predicted model, not a curated record. The coding region runs from base 662 to 1798 and encodes 378 amino acids. Lineage: Eukaryota; Metazoa; Arthropoda; Insecta; Hymenoptera; Colletidae. Gene Ontology annotation, biological process: endocytosis; intracellular protein transport. Gene Ontology annotation, cellular component: cytoplasmic vesicle; clathrin adaptor complex. The transcript is spliced from 13 exons.